AUGGCGGCCUCGUCGUCGUUCAAGCCGAACCCGCUGUCGCUGAGCGUGCCGGACCCCGCGCUCGACCGCUGGCUCCGGGACAGCGGCUACCUUGACCUACUCGACUCCACCACCGGAGGGCCCUCGUCAGCCUCGGCCCCCUCCACGUCUGCCUCCGCCGCCGCCAGUCCCGUCGCUGGCCCGGCCUCCUCCGGCGUCGCGGCCGACGUCCUCGCCUUCGCGCGCACCCUCGCCUCGCUCCUCGCGCUCAACCCCUUCGCGCGCCUCUCCACCGCUGACCUGGCCGCGCCCACCCCGUCCUGGUCGCUCGCCUUCGUCGGGCCCCCCGGCGCCGCGUCCUACUCCUGGCCGCCCACGCCGACCCAGGCCAGGCUCCGCGUCCAGGAGAACGUCCGCCGGUACGCGCGCAACUACGCCGCGCUCACCAUCCUCGUCUUCGCGUGCUGCCUUUACCGGAUGCCGAUGGCGCUGCUGGGGAUGCUGGCCAGCCUCGCCGUCUGGGAGGGCGUGCGCUACUGCCGGGACCAUUGGGGCCUCACCACCAGAGCUCCGGGGGUUGCCCAGGCUCUGCUGCACUGUGCGCGAUUGGUCUAA
Miscanthus lutarioriparius is the source of this 594-nucleotide messenger RNA. NCBI's taxonomy places the organism in Eukaryota, Viridiplantae, Streptophyta, Magnoliopsida, Poales, Poaceae. The record is from the annotation of a GenBank genome assembly.